AUGGAUCACCAAAAUUGCCAGACUGCCAGCGUCCCUAUCGCAAAAGAGCAGAAAUAUGAUAGACAGCUUCGUCUUUGGGCUGCACACGGGCAACAGGCACUUGAGGAAGCCGAAAUCCUUCUUAUUAACACUGGUUCUGGAACUGUUGGUGUUGAAACAUUGAAAAAUCUUGUUCUUCCAGGUGUGGGGAAGUUUACCAUAAUUGACGACGCAAAGGUUUGUGACGCAGACCUGGGCGUGAACUUUUUCCUGGACAAGAAUAGCUUGGGAUCAUAUCGAGCCGAAUGUUGUGUUAGGCACCUCCAAGAACUAAAUCCGGAAGUUAAAGGGGACUUUCAUUCAGUCUUGGAUGUGAGAUCAUUCAAGAGUUAUCUAGAGAAUCGAUCUUUUUCUUUCGUACUUCACACUUUUCCUAUACGUCCUGAUUUGCUAGCAAUCGUUGAAAAACAUGUUGCUUCCUACAAGAUUCCAUUAAUAUCUAUUCACUCAGUAGGUUUUUACUCUUAUUUUAAAAUUAAACUACCUACUGUCCUACCUAUAGUAGAUACACACCCUGAAUUCGAGGCUACCACCGAUCUGAGGCUGCUCAAUCCGUGGAAAGAGCUCUCUGAAUAUUCCGCAAGCCUUACCAAAGAAAUUAAGACCCUUAGCGCUCAUGAACACGGCCAUAUUCCUUAUGUAGCGCUCUUGCUACAUUUUUUGGAUGAAUGGAAAAAGAUUCAUGGAACUGUCCCCUUGAAGUAUGCAGAAAAAAAGGCGUUUAAAGAGUUUGUUGCUGCCGGGGCGCGCGAGGUGGGCGAAGAAAAUUUUGAAGAAGCAAUUGCUGCUAUAAUGAAAACAAUAAAAUCUCCAUCCCUUUCGAGCUCGAUUCGGGAAGUGUUUGAACAUCUUCCUCAAGACCCUGAAUCAAACUUGAGCUUUUGGAUUAUUGCUGAUGCUAUCAAACAAUUUUAUGCAAGGCACAAAGUGUUACCUCUACCCGGAUCCUUACCAGAUAUGAAGGCAGAGUCUACUGUUUAUGUCAAACUACAGAAUAUUUAUAAGGCAAAAUCACGCCAAGAUGUUGCUGAAGUCCUUGAAUUAAUCCAAAACCAUCCUAGCUACAAAAUUGUUUCAAAGACAGACGUGGAAGACUUUUGCAAGAAUGCAGCUUUUGUCAAAUUGAUACAUCCAUCAGAUGAUACAAAAUUAGACAUAAAGGCCAUUGUUGAGAAAGAAUUAAUUAACGAUGAUCCUUCUCUAGACUUACAACCGCCUUCACUCCUUCCGAUUUAUCUAGCACUGAAGGCCACAUCUCAUGUAAGUGCGGCAAGCUCAACAGAUAUACUUGCCAUAAUUGAGGAGAAUACACCAAAAGCAGCUGCUCUUAAACGUGUCCGAAGUAUUUCUGAAGAGGUUGCUCGGGCCCGAGGAGGUGAACUACACAAUAUUUCAGCCUUUACCGGUGGCAUGGUUGCGCAAGAAGUAAUUAAAAUCAUUACAAGACAGUACAUACCUAUAGAUAACACUUGCAUAUUUGAUGGCAUUACAAGCAGGAUACAGGUCAUAAAUUUGUAG
Messenger RNA from Blumeria graminis f. sp. triticale, 1557 nucleotides. NCBI's taxonomy places the organism in Eukaryota, Fungi, Ascomycota, Leotiomycetes, Helotiales, Erysiphaceae. The record is from the annotation of a GenBank genome assembly.